AGAGAAAAUUACAGCCCUUGAGAGCUUCCGAAGAAUUUCACCUCUGGAUGCUGAUGAACUCCUUGGCGAACUCAAGACGUUUGAGAUCAACAAUAAUUAUGACAAAGUCAAAAGCAAGGGAUUGGCUCUCAAAGCUAAUGUAGUUGAGAAGAAAGAAGACAUCGAUGAUGAUGAUGAAGGUUCGACUGUGGAUGAUAGCGAGUUAAAAGAGGCCCUUGCACUGAUUACAAGAUACUACGGCAAGAUGAGUCGGAGACUAUACAAGAAUAAUUUCACUGGGAAAAAGGUCAACAAUCAUAGUAAGAACGUGGUUCAAGACAAGAAGAAUAGUGCGCCCUUUUCAAAACCUGACUCUCAACGAAUUGAGAAGCACCAAUGUUGGGAGUGUCGAGGAUUUUGUCACUUUCAGUACGAGUGUGCUAAUCUUAAGAAGAAGAACAAGUCUCAAAAAGCAACAUGGGAAGACUCAGAUGACGAAGGUUCAGACGAACCUCCAUCCCACACACGUAUUAUGGUAAUUCAUUCCUCAGUAAAGAAGUUCAUGUGCCUCACCACCUCACAUGUUCGACAAACAUCUGAAGCCAUGAAGAAGCUUCAAAGUGAAGUGCAUAAACUGACAAGGGAAAAUAAAAUGUUGAUCGAACAGUCCACCCCCUCCUUCACUGUUGAAAAAGAUAAUGAAUUAGAUACUGCAAAGGCUCGAACUUCCAUUCUCGAAGGUAGUGUCAAACUUGCUAAACAAGAUGGGUUGGAAAAGACUCAGACCAUUGAAUGUUUAAGGUCUGAACUAUUUUCAACUCAAAAACUUCUUACUAAACAAAACAAGGAAAUUUUGAAGCUCAAAAGUGAAGUUAGCCGACUCAUGACGAAUAUAC
Messenger RNA from Striga hermonthica, 875 nucleotides. NCBI's taxonomy places the organism in Eukaryota, Viridiplantae, Streptophyta, Magnoliopsida, Lamiales, Orobanchaceae. The record is from the annotation of a GenBank genome assembly.